Messenger RNA from Malania oleifera, 1238 nucleotides. RefSeq names its product ADP-ribosylation factor 1. Gene Ontology annotation, cellular component: cytoplasm. Lineage: Eukaryota; Viridiplantae; Streptophyta; Magnoliopsida; Santalales; Ximeniaceae. The record is from RefSeq and is a predicted model, not a curated record. The transcript has 6 exons. Gene Ontology annotation, biological process: vesicle-mediated transport; intracellular protein transport. Gene Ontology annotation, molecular function: GTPase activity; GTP binding. Bases 170 to 721 code for a protein of 183 amino acids.
ACUCCAAAAUAUGGGUUAAUGUUCUUGAAAAGAUAAUGAUAUAGUAGUUGAGUAGCAUUGAAAACUUAGAGCGCAGAGGAACCCGCGUAACUCCGACAGCCGUUCUCUUCCGUGAGAGCCUUCUGCGAAGCUUUUGUUAGUGAUCCCUGGUCAGCUACCAGAAAUAGCAAUGGGGCUGACAUUCACGAAGUUGUUCAGUAGGCUUUUUGCCAAGAAAGAGAUGCGUAUUCUGAUGGUGGGUCUUGAUGCUGCGGGGAAGACCACAAUCUUGUACAAGCUUAAACUGGGAGAAAUUGUCACCACUAUUCCUACAAUUGGGUUCAAUGUGGAGACAGUGGAAUAUAAAAACAUUAGCUUUACUGUGUGGGACGUUGGUGGUCAAGAUAAGAUUCGUCCACUGUGGAGGCACUAUUUCCAGAACACACAGGGUCUUAUUUUUGUGGUAGACAGCAAUGACAGGGAUCGUGUUGUUGAGGCGAGGGAUGAGUUGCAUAGGAUGUUGAAUGAGGAUGAAUUGCGGGAUGCUGUUUUGCUGGUGUUUGCCAACAAACAAGAUCUUCCCAAUGCAAUGAAUGCUGCAGAAAUAACGGACAAGCUUGGUCUUCAUUCUCUCCGCCAACGCCACUGGUACAUCCAGAGCACAUGCGCUACUUCUGGAGAGGGCCUUUAUGAGGGAUUGGAUUGGCUUUCCAACAACAUUGCUAGCAAGGUGAGUUCAUGACGAAGCUCUAGAAACUAGCACGUAUAAAUCAAGGAUAAACUGCAAUAAAAUCCAUCUUUAGCAAGCUUUUGCCCACUGAAACUGCAAUUUAAAUGUCAGGUAGAGCUUAAGCAGAAGAAUAAACCUUGUAGUUCCCAUGUCUGCUAGUAACUACCAUCCCAUUCAUCUUUUGUUUGGCAGGCAUGAGCAAAAAAUUGGAGGAUUGGUUGUGAUGGGUUUUCUCCUGCUGUUCGUAGUCUAGUCUUAUAAUGGGAUCUUGUCGAUCCUCAAACAGGAUACUUUACCUUAAUUUUUCAGUGAAUGUAUGCUGUAGCAUGGUGGUUAACUUGAUUUGCUCAACAAGGUAUCGUUCGUACUCCUGUUAAUCUGAUUUAGCUAAUGCUUCUAGCUAUCAUUAGCAGAACCACUAGUACUGUUAUGAUCAGUUUCUGCCUGUGCUGUUAAUCACUCUGUUUGGCUUACAUUGGUUUCGAUGAUUUUCCUUGGGUGCUUGUAUUAAAAACCUUUUAGUUGUGGA